GUAAAACAACAAAAAGUGGAUUCGCAGCCGUGCCAUCGAGAAGCAUGUGCUAUUCAAGAAUGUUUGCAAAAAAAUAAUUACCAAGAAGAACGCUGUAAAGAUGUGAUAAACAAACUGUUUAAGUGUUGCGAAGCGUUAUUUAAAAGUGGAGGAGAAUCCGCUAGUUGUUCAAAAAAGAUGUCUAAAAAAUACGUUGCAGAGGAUGAACGCUUUGGCGUGCAGGAAA
Messenger RNA from Dentiscutata erythropus, 226 nucleotides. Lineage: Eukaryota; Fungi; Glomeromycota; Glomeromycetes; Diversisporales; Gigasporaceae. The record is from the annotation of a GenBank genome assembly.